Molecule: messenger RNA, 2616 nt
Organism: Salvelinus sp. IW2-2015
Lineage: Eukaryota; Metazoa; Chordata; Actinopteri; Salmoniformes; Salmonidae
Gene: sccpdhb
Product: saccharopine dehydrogenase b
Biological process (GO): glycolipid biosynthetic process
Cellular component (GO): mitochondrion; plasma membrane; lipid droplet
Source: RefSeq, a predicted model, not a curated record
AAUUGUGUAUUUAUACUAUCAAGCGUUGGACUAGAGCGCAGUCGACUCAUUAUUGUUGCGCAGUUUAUAUGUUUUAAGGCAAAGUUCGAGUUAUUUCGGAUAUCCUUAUUAUGCCUACCCAUGUGGUUUUACAUAUCUCAGCUGUAGUAUUUCAAUCUCGAUAUUUUUUUUGCCAAACAUUGCAGUAAUACCGAAUGCAUUGGUUAACAUUGUAGUCAGUUGAUUGAUACGAAACACUACGAGAACAAAUCAUUUUGAGCGUCACGCUGCGUAAACUAGGCUACAGUAAACGGACGUUUUAGUGCGCAAUGGCGACUGCAACCUCUACUAGACCUUAUCAUAUUAUCAUAUUCGGAGCCUCCGGUUUUACCGGGCAGUUUGUGGUGGAAGAGGUAGCCCGGAGCGCCUUCGAAGGACCAAGCGGGUCUCUGAAAUGGGCCUUGGCCGGGCGCAGCAGACAGCGGCUGGAGGGAGUUUUGAACCAAGCCGCCGAGACCCUCCGUCAGCCGGAGUUAAGGACUCAAGUUGAAAUCAUUGUGGCUGAUGUUUCCGAAGCAGAUUCAUUGGCCAUCAUGUGCCAACAAGGACUGGUUGUUCUCAACUGUGUGGGGCCAUACAGGUUCUAUGGCGAGCCAGUGGUUAAGGCCUGCAUAGAGAAUGGAGCCCACUGCAUAGACAUCUGUGGAGAACCUCAGUUCCUGGAGAAGAUGCAACUGGAGUACCACAGCAGAGCGAUGGACAGUGGAGUGUAUGUGAUUGGCAGCUGUGGCUUUGACUCCAUACCAGCUGACAUGGGUAUCCUGUACACAAAGAACCAGUUUAAAGGGACACUGACAGCUGUGGAGAGCUUCCUGACUAUACACACUGGUCCUGAGGGAGGCUGUGCCCACGACGGCACAUGGCAGUCCGCCAUCUACGGCUUUGCAGACAGUGGCUCCCUGCGGAAGCUGAGGAAGAAAUUUGGCCACCAACCUCUCCCAGUUGUAGGUGCAAAGGUCAAGAAGAGGGGUAGCCUGUUCUUCAGUAAGGAGAUUGACCAGUAUGCCAUACCCUUCAUGGGCUCAGACCCAUCAGUAGUCAGGAGAUCCCAGCGCUUCCUGUAUGAGGGCCAUCAGGAGUUACCAGUCCAGUACUCUGCGUAUGUAGGGGUCGGUGGCGUCUGGUCGUUGAUAAAGAUGUUCUGUGGUGGCCUGCUCUUCUGGUUCCUAGGGAAGUUCGGCCUGGGAAGGAAGCUCCUCAUUACGUUUCCAGAGUUCUUCUCCUUUGGCGUGUUCACCAAGGCUGGACCCAGCAGGAAGCAGAUGGAAGGAACAUCGUUCAGUCUGACGUUUUUCGGGGAGGGUUAUGCUGAGGGGCUGGACCCGUCUCAGGGAAGACCCAAUGCUAGGAUCUGUACCCAGAUACACGGAGCAGAGCCUGGCUAUGUAGCCACACCUGUUGCUAUGGUACAGGCAGCUAUCACUCUGCUGAAUGAACCACAAUUCCUUCCUAUAAAGGGAGGAGUGUACAGUCCAGGAGCUGCAUUUGCCAGGACAACUCUCAUUGACCGCCUCAACAGACAUGGCCUGGUGUUCUCAGUGAAGAGAUUCUGACGAGAGGGUCUGAGAAAAAGGACUCCUGUCUGUGCCCAAUCCCAAAUCCAACCCCUAGGACAUGUUUGGCUGCUAAAUUCUGGUGCAUUUCGUGCAUCUGAGUGGCGGUGGUAUUUCUAUUAUAUCUGAGAGGUUUUGAUUUGGACUGUUUUUUGUUAGCAAUAUAGAAAUUGGUAAAAUCUUCACUUUGCCCUCUGGUGGGCUGGGUAGUAUAUUCAUCAUAUUGCUUAUACCCAUCCAAUCCUUUCAGAUCUACAUGAAGUGCCAUGGCAUACAGGUGAAUAGGGUGUUGAGCGAUACUCUAACCCCCUGUCACCCCCUACCCUAGUCCCACCAGCUCUGUGUAUCGAUUGCUUAACCCAAUGACUGCUGUGGUCUAUGUUAGAGGAAAUACUGGAUGUCAAUAUUAGGCCAAAUGGACAAACCUCAUCCCCUUAAAGCUGUAUCUGUCUCCCCUUAAAGCCAUACAUGAUCAGCCUUUUUAUCAGGCUAAGGAUAUAGGCAUUCAGACAGCCGGCCACAUUGUUACCGUUCUAGUCUGAAGUCUGUGUCUCUCUCGUGGCCCGUUUGAACUGUCCUUUUAUGGCUUCAGUAUUUUGGUCAUGCAGAGGUGUCACUCGGUGGGUUUCAAAUCAAUUGUCCGUAAUACAAGUGACUUAUUAGUAUUGUUAAUGUGUAUGUGAGUGUCCUUGACCCAGACUACAGCUCUCCACAAUAGGAUGUAGUGGAGGACUAGUUGAAGGGCUGUUGUGUGUUCUCAUAGCCAAGAAAGGACUGGCCUAUAGGUCUUUAUUCUGUGUUUUAACUCACAUUUUAACACACAUAUUUUGCCACAGUGUGUGUGUGUGCGUGCGUGUGCUUGCCACAUGGCUUUUAAUCAGACUAGUCCAAGGGCAUUAUAAGACAGACUUUGGGUGUUUGAGAUAUUUCCGAAUAAUACCAGUGUUUUAUAAACGUGGUGAUAUUCUGUUUUUGUGUUAUAUAACAAAUAAACAAGCAAGCAAUACAUACUGCUCUGUACAAG